ACUAUUGUUGUUAUUAUUAUUAUUUUACAUUUAUUAUCAAACAAUAUGAUUGACGCUGCCGGUGCUGGUCGUAGUGGUAGUGAUAGUGCCAGUAGUGGUGGUCGUCGUGAUUACGGUUCGUUUGGCAGUAAAGGUGCCGCCGCUGCUCGUAGUGGAGGUACUGGUGGUAAGGUUGCCGGUAGUGUAGCUUUUUCUGGUAGCGGUAAAUGUAUUGAAGUUAACAAACCGUGUAAUCCAUCGUAUAUUAAACAAUGUUGUGGUGACCUAACCUGUAAAGAGAUUACCAGAACUACUGGUCAAUGUUUGAACUAAAAAAAAAAUCAAA
Oppia nitens is the source of this 325-nucleotide messenger RNA. RefSeq lists its product as uncharacterized. NCBI's taxonomy places the organism in Eukaryota, Metazoa, Arthropoda, Arachnida, Sarcoptiformes, Oppiidae. Bases 46 to 312 code for a protein of 88 amino acids. The transcript has 2 exons. The record is from RefSeq and is a predicted model, not a curated record.